Moesziomyces aphidis is the source of this 4497-nucleotide messenger RNA. Lineage: Eukaryota; Fungi; Basidiomycota; Ustilaginomycetes; Ustilaginales; Ustilaginaceae. The record is from the annotation of a GenBank genome assembly.
AUGUCCGCGCAGAAGGACUUCAUCCUCUUCGACGAUCCUGCGCCCUCGGCAGCACGCGCCGACUCUUUCAGGCCCCUCCCCUCCGCAACCGCACAGCUCCCUCCACCCAGCUCCUUCACAAAGCAUCGCUCGCCCAGGCAGUCUCCCGCGUUCGACGAUGGCGCUCCACCCGCGCCCGACGCUCUCAACGAUGCUGCUGGCCCGCGCCGCAAGCGUCAGAGGAGCGACGCUUUCGCCCAUCCUCCCAACUCCACCACCUCACACCACGCACUUGCUCCCAACCAACGCAUCUCGCCGCCCAGCGGCAGCCUCGGCGCUCCCAUGCACGAUCUCUCCCUCGGCGACUCGCUGCCUCUCUACGACCGCACCGCUUCAUCCUCCGCCUUGCCUUCCCCAGCUUCCACCGCCGCCAUGUCCCGCGAGCAGCAGGAACGCGUAAAGGCGCAGAUCCGCGCAGAGCUCGCCGGCGUCGACACCCGCGCCUUCAAAGGUCCCCUCCGCGACAUCCUCCAAAAGCAAGACUACACUCCCAGCCACAACGACAUGCAGACCAGCCCGCUCUCGGCUUCCAGCGACCCCAUGCAGGCUGGCGUCGCCCCCUCCUUUAGCCUCUUCCCAGACUACGACAUUGGCGGCUCCCGUUCCCGCAGCCACUCCACUCACAAUGGCAGAGCCACGCCCCAGGAGAACCCCAACGCAGCAGACCAAGACAUGCCGCCUCUCCUCAGCCAGCGCUCCUCCGACAUGCGCACAAAAUCUGGCAACAUCGAUCAAGGCUUCGGCCCCAUGUCCUAUCCUCCCGCCCGCCACUCCCAAAACAUCCUUCCCGACUGGGCACGCCAGUCGCACUCCACUCAAAUCUCGCGCGAGCAACACUCUCAGUUUUCGCAACAACGGCCCUACAUGCCGCCUCCCGCACUCUCCCAGAGCCUGCUUGCUCAGCGCGGAGGUCCAGUCUCCAUGCCCUCCACCGAGCCUGCCCUCAGUGCAAACUACGCCGAACCUCGUCGUCCGCUCAAGCGCGAGUCCAGCGGCCUCACCGUCAGCCCGCAGGAAGCCUUCCUCGACUACGACCACGUCGAGAACCACCUCUCCCACUCGGGCCUCGGCAAGAUGCCCAGCCUCUUUGCAUCCGUACCCCCAGGACUCUCCGACGCAAAGCUGGCGCCCAUGCGCGCAUCCGCAGGCGCUCAAACUCCGCGUAUGCCGUCGCAGCACAAUGCUCCGCGCGCACGCUCCUCCACAGACGAGGCCGUCUACGCCGCACGCCCAGUCGCCAUGACUCGCAACGACACCGCCCGUCCGCAUCACUACCAGAAGCGCCCGGGUCCCAGCGUGCACCAGAGCCCCGCCGGUCGCUCGCCCUAUCUCAACCAGAGCGACGGCCGUGGAUCAGCCAGCCAAGAGUCGGGCUCCCAAAGCAGCCUCUUCAGCCCCGUCGACAGCGGCGACACCAUCUCCACCGACGACGACGAGGACGAGCGCCCCUACUAUCCGCCCAACAUGCGCCCCAGCAUGAUCCGCGGCGGCCCCAGCAGCCUCUAUCUCAAUUAUCCCCGCCCCUACUAUCCGCCCAACAUGCGCCCCAGCAUGAUCCGCGGCGGCCCCAGCAGCCUCUAUCUCAAUUAUCCCGUCAAGGGCGAUGGGCGCUCCUCCCACUCGCCCUCCAUGCUCACACGCCCGCUCUUGGGCAAAGAGCGCACCUCGAGCUCUGGCAGCGGCGCCUGGUCGCACGUGCGUACCGAGCCCUGGGCCUUGCGCCAAGCGCACAUGAAUCAGCCCCGCUUCUCCGACGUCUCGGCCUCCAGCAGCGAUUCGGACGACGACAGGUACGGCCGACGCGGCCUCCAGCACCGCCAGGGCGCCGACUACCAUCCGCGCCACGCCGCGCAUCAUCAGCCGCACCCGCACCACGCAUAUCCGCCGUACGGCCGCGCGCAUCCGCAUUCAACAUCGCCGCACGCCCACUCUGCAAACCACGAUGCGCGCAAUGCGCAUCGGCCAAGUCUGGGUCAGCAUCAGUCUUCAUCCGAGGACAUGGACGAUACCGACCGGUACGGCCGACGCGCCUCUGGGCGUAUGGAUGAGCGACCUUCGCGUGCACACGUGCCCGGCGCGCUAGGCGGCUACGGCUACAUCCCCGGCAGCCAGGAGAGCGGCCUCAGCGUGCCCGGCGGCGGCAUCGCGCGCAGUCAAGACGACGGCAGCAUCAGCCCAUCCAUCCGCUCCUCGGCGCAGACCAUCGACCACCGCGGCAGGUACGAAGCGCCGGCCCCCGAGAUCAGUGCUCCACCUCCGCUGCUCACGUCCCGCCAGCCAAGUGGCGGUGCUCCCAUCCCCGCCGCCACCGCCAACGUCACCGCCAUUCCCACCGCCUUGCCUCCACCUGGGGCCCUGGGGCCUGGGAGUGCUGGUGUGCCGCUGCGCGACGAGCGCAUGGAGGCGAGCGGUGGGGACGAGUCCUCCUCUACGGGCACCAACAGUGCGAGUGGAGGGGGCAACGAGUCGGACUACGAGGACGGCUCCCCAGACAGUGCCGCCUCGAAGCGCUCUGUAGCGCGCAAAGACAAAGGCGGCACGACGACGACGACUCUGGCGGCAGCAAAAGCGCUGACGAGUGUUGCAACCGAUGGGACUACCAAGUGCGACUACAUCUCGCCGAUCACAGGUGCCGAGUGUCAGACGGCUUUUCACCGGCCGUACGAUCUGGCGCGCCAUCGCGAGACGAUCCACGCGCGCGAAGAGGCCGGCUUUGUCCGCGACGGCAAGCUCUCGCUGGACGCGUGCGUGGUGCUGGGCAAAGAGGUCGAUCCGAAAAAGUCGACCGCCGUCGUCGAGUGGAAGUGCAAAGAGUGCGGUGCCAACUUCAGCCGCAAGGACGCCAUGCUCCGCCACGAACGGCUGCGUCAUAAUGCGGCCAACAUUCACUGGCUGAUGUACUUUGGGAAGGUCACUUUUGAGUUUCGCCGGGUGCGGCAAUCGUAUGACCAGCAGCUGCAAACCCUAGCCCAAGCCGAUGCUGAAGCCAAAGUUCAAGCCCGAGCUCUAGCCCGAGCUCGAAAAUUAGCCCGAGCCCGAGCCCAAGCAGAAGCUCAAGCCAAAGCUGAAGCCCAAGCCCGAGCCGAAGCUCAAGCACAAGCUCACCUGAACGGUCAGCAACACGUCCAGCAAGCGGAGUCGCACAACGCGCCUUCACCAGCUCCUCAGCAAGCUGCUGUUCAUCGGCAGGCUGUGUCUCCUGUCAAGCAUGGUGAAACGACACAGGCUCGCCAGCCGCCUGCCGCUGUGACAGACGAGGUUCUUCCCGUGGCUAAGCAUCGUCCUGCAGAACCAGCACCAACAGCUGCCGUCGCUCGUUCCGAGCCUGUGCCUAGUGCUGUUGGAACUCCGCCUGCGGGCAUCACCAGCCACAAGGCGAGCACUCAACGUCGGUCUGCAUCGCCUGCCGUCGCCUCCGAUGCCGGCAGUGCUCGAGCUGAUGACGGCGAGCGCGAUGGUGCUAGUGUCGCUGCGGAAGAGGCUGGAGAAGACUCGUCUGAGCGCGAUGUCGACGACGGUAGCGACGCAGCCGAUGUGCACGCUGACUACGAGCGCCUCAUGCGCAAAGACGAAGAGACGACCCGAGUUCAAGGUGACGCUGAGGAUCACGACGACUAUGACAUGGCGACGAUCGAGCACACGCUCAUCUACCCUCCCGACGGUAAAGUCAGCAUCCCCUUUCCUCCUUCGGAGCUGACGGAUCCGUUGGUUGCAGGUAUGGUGCCCGGCUCGCGUCGGUGGCGCUUCGAAGCCCUUCCCACCGUGGCAGACGAGGGGAAGCUCAUCUCCAAGAUCAUCAACAUGUUGCUCGAGGACAAAUUCGACCUGCAAGAAUGUUCCAUCUCUCUACCGCCUGCUCCGGGCAGGGAGCGAUUUGUGCAGAUCCACUUCAAUGUUCUUGCUGACUACGUCCAGGCUGCGACGCUCGAACUCACCUGGAAUGGAAGGCCGAUGGAGCUGGUCAGGAGUGCGGCUCCACUGCGCAAGCGCAGCACUGUGCUCAAGAUCUACAAUAUCUCUGGACCUACUGCAGAGACUAUCGACAACAUUUCCAGCGCCAUUGGGGACUUUGUUAGCAUCGAUAACAUUUGGCGCCUCGAUAGGGUGGUAUACAUCAACAAGAGCCAGUCGACAAUCACGGUCAAAGGCAGCACGCUCCUCAUCCUGGCUACGUUCCGGGAGCAUCCGGCGGUGGGAUGGUACGGGCCACAAGAUCUCCCUGGCUUUGUAGCUACUCGAUCGAGCACGCAUGCGCUGCACUUUAUUGGUCGCACCAACCGCUGUGGUUGUCGCCUGCCCGAACGCAACUCGCCGCUCAACUGCGUUGGAAGCACCGAUCACCCAGGCAUGCAGCGAAAGCGCACUCGCGACGAUGCUGCGUCCUUUCCUCACCCGGUGCAGAAGAAGCACAAGAAGGAUGACACGGGUAAGAAGCAAGUCGAUCAGCCCGAAAACUAG